GUAGUCUACGUAGUCUGUGCACUCCGAAGUGUUUCGGAACUUUUCGGCUUUUUCCGCCUCCACUUCAUCCUACCUCCAUUUUGCUUUCGUGUGUAUGUGUGCGCGUGCAGGGACUGUAACCAGAGUGGAAACGGGAGCGCGAGCGGCUACACUUUAAAAUCGCAGAAGAAAUGGACGGCAUCAGUGAUGUUGCAGUAGGAGUGAAGAGAGGAUCUGAUGAGCUGAGUAUGUACAACAAUCCCAACUCUGGCAUGAGCAGUAUGAGUGAUGGAGCUUCCAAUGGUUCCAAUGGCAACGAUAGUAAGAAGCUAAAGGUGGACGAGGCCCCACCAUCGCGUGUGAUCCACAUCAGGAAGCUGCCCAAUGAGGCGUCUGACGCUGAAGUCAUCGCUCUGGGUCUGCCUUUUGGUAAAGUCACCAACAUCCUGACCCUAAAGGGAAAGAACCAGGCUUUCUUGGAGAUGGGGACAGAGGAGGCAGCCAUCACCUUGGUGAACUACUACACCACAGUCCCCCCACAUGUCCGCAACGUCCCCGUCUUUAUUCAGUUCUCCAAUCACAAAGAGCUCAAAACUGAUUCAAGCAAUCAGCGGACUCAGGCCAUGCUGCAGGCGGUGUCAGCAGUGCAGUCACCCAGCUCAGACUUGCAGGAGGUUCUUGCUGCAGCCCCCAGUCCUGUGCUUCGGAUCAUCAUCGACAACAUGUUCUACCCUGUAACGCUGGAUGUUCUGCAGCAGAUUUUCUCCAAGUUUGGCACGGUCAUGAAGAUAAUCACGUUCACCAAGAACAAUCAGUUUCAGGCUCUUCUGCAGUUCAGUGAUCCUAUUAAUGCACAGCACGCCAAGCUGGCACUGGAUGGCCAGAACAUCUACAACUCAUGCUGCACACUGCGUAUCGACUUUUCUAAGCUGGUCAACCUCAAUGUGAAGUACAACAACGAUAAGAGUCGGGACUACACCCGACCGGAGCUGCCAGCUGGUGACGGGCAGCCCAGUCUGGACCCCGUUGUGGCUGCUGCCCUCAGUAAAGAGUCCAGCUCCCUCCUCGGUAAGAUCCCAGGAGCUCUGAACCCUCUGAGUGCUGCAGCAGCAGCAGCUGCUGCUGCAGGGAGGGUGGUCCUGGCUGGGCAGGGGGGGUCCAGCGGGGUCCUGCUCGUAAGCAACCUCAACGAGGAGAUGGUUACGCCCCAAAGUCUGUUUACCCUCUUCGGAGUUUAUGGUGAUGUCCAGAGGGUGAAAAUACUUUACAAUAAGAAGGACAGUGCUCUGAUUCAGAUGUCUGACUCCAAUCAGGCUCAGUUAGCCAUGAGCCACCUGAAUGGCCAGAAGAUGUAUGGGAAGAUAAUCCGGGUGACGCUAUCCAAGCAUCAGACUGUGGCGCUGCCGCGUGACGGUCUGGAUGACCAGGGCCUCACCAAGGACUACGCCAACUCCCCUCUCCAUCGCUUCAAGAAACCUGGCUCCAAGAACUUCCAGAACAUCUUUCCUCCUUCAGCCACUCUUCACCUCUCUAAUAUCCCACAAGAUGUGACGGAGGAAGACCUGCGACUGCUCUUCUCCAACACAGGAGGCACCGUGAAAGCAUUCAAGUUUUUCCAGGAUCGUAAAAUGUCUCUGAUUCAGAUGUCAACGGUGGAGGAGGCCAUCCAGGCUCUGAUCGACCUUCACAACUACAACAUGGGAGGAAACCAGCACCUCAGGGUUUCUUUCUCCAAGUCCACAAUUUAAAAAUGCAACCCAGAGACUGCUGGUUGUUCUGGUUUAGAAAGGGCCGACUGGGAACAACAGGGGGACCACAUUGAUCCAAUCAGUUUGUUUUUUUCUGCAUUCUGUCAUUCCUUGAAAGGGACUGAAACUUUGACUUUUGUCAUGUUUUUCUUUAAAAAAGAACUGGAUCUCUCCUGCCAUGAACUGUAAUCUCCAUAUGUCAAACAGGAGACGUAUUGAUUGUCCCCCUGGUCUGAUCAUGUGUUUUUGAACAGAUAUCGUACUUCCGUGCCUUACUUGACAAGAUCAACUGUUCAACCAGCCUGACACCUCCUGGUGGUCCUCCUGAUGAGGCACAUGGGUAUAGAAUAUUUUUGUCUGUUUUCCACCAUCCCUGGGACAUUUUUCCAGACUGUCCAGCUGUAGCUUUGUUAGCUUCAGACCGAGGCAACAUGUCACUGCCAGUUUAACUUGCUCUCCUAUCUUACUGGACGGUAAGGUUUCUCCUCUGAAUGUGGUCAUGAAGUUUGUUUUUGAAGCGUUCCAUGCUUUUCUGCUAGCGGUGAGGUGUCGUCGUUGACCAUGUCUUUGAGGCAUGCAUAGUGAUGAUAGGAUGUGUUGCAUGCUGUGGAAGCAGUUCCAGUCCACUGUGAUGUCAUUGUCAUGUGACAGUUUACCUGAGAGGGCUACUCGGUUGGACCAAAGUUUCUGUGCCUUUAGUGUUUUUUUUUCUUUUGACUUUUGGGAAAAAACUUUUGGGAACCAUGUUAAACUGAGUUGGUCAGAAAAAUAUUUCUGUAUAUUUUUUCUUCCAGUCAGAUUUUCUACCGCUGAAAAUGAUUUGAUGUUCCAGUGAGGCCUGAUUAAAGGAUGAGGGGAGGUGCAACAUGCUUUCUUGCUUUUUGAGUGGUCCCUCUCAGCCUUGUGUAUUCUGCAUUACCUCUGUGGCAUGACUAAUAAAACUACUGUAGCUCCUCAUUCACCUUCUUUCUGUCACUUCUGAAGCCAACCUAAGUCCCAGGGUGGGAAGGAUGCCAAAAUCCAUUUUGGAGCCACUUAUAAACCAGUUGUAAUAAAGCUGAUUGAGUCCUGUGAUGGUGCUAAUUCAUAGGACUAGAACAUUUUCCCACCUGGCCAUCUGACGACAUCUACUCCUUUCUCCUUUGGUAGUAGCCUCUUCUCUAACCCGGCCAACGUCCUCCACACCAUUUGUGUGAUCUAUUUACUCUCUCAAAUCUUAUAUCCGUUGCAUGAAUUUGCUUGACUUUUCCAUGCUUUCUGCAUUUUUAUGCUUCUGGCAUCUUUGGAGCAUUGUUGAAAAACUGGUUUCAUUUAAAGGGUGACCCACGUGCAUGGGUUCCAUCAGAACAUUUAUCCUCCUUUGUAGUCUUUACAGCUCACCGUUCAACUGGUUUCAGGCCCAGAGUUCAUCCCCAAACAGAAUAACCAGCUACAAGAUGAAAAUGUAAAAUCUACCAAGAAAUAAUGAACAAUUAAAUAAGAACAAGCAGAGGUUUCCUCUCCUGGUGGCUGAGAUCGAGACAAAGAAGACUUCAAGAAGCAUUCUGCUGCAAAGAAUAAAGUCGCUGGCCCGAGUGACCCGAGUCACUGGCUGUUUACAA
Messenger RNA from Melanotaenia boesemani (Boeseman's rainbowfish), 3328 nucleotides. RefSeq names its product polypyrimidine tract-binding protein 2-like. Lineage: Eukaryota; Metazoa; Chordata; Actinopteri; Atheriniformes; Melanotaeniidae. Gene Ontology annotation, molecular function: mRNA binding. Gene Ontology annotation, biological process: regulation of RNA splicing; mRNA processing. The transcript has 14 exons. The record is from RefSeq and is a predicted model, not a curated record. Gene Ontology annotation, cellular component: nucleus. Bases 171 to 1727 code for a protein of 518 amino acids.